Molecule: messenger RNA, 2637 nt
Organism: Pristis pectinata (smalltooth sawfish)
Lineage: Eukaryota; Metazoa; Chordata; Chondrichthyes; Rhinopristiformes; Pristidae
Gene: heatr3
Product: HEAT repeat containing 3
Exons: 15
Coding region: 97-2349 (750 amino acids)
Biological process (GO): ribosomal large subunit biogenesis; protein import into nucleus
Source: RefSeq, a predicted model, not a curated record
UUUCUCCCUAAAGCAAAUAGUGGUUAGAACUAAGACGUGUUGAGUCCUGACCUGUCAGAACGUGUCCAUACAGUAGCCCGGCAAGGCUGCUUUAUUAUGAACCAUCAAUACGGACAGGAACAUCACGCCAGCUUCACCCUGCAAGCUGCUGCUUUCGCUCUUUGUCUCCUCCCCGGUCGUGACGUCCGACUGACUCCACGUCCUGGCGGCUGCCGGCGCCGACAUGGUCUGCGCUCAGGCUGCGCGCAUGGUGUAGCGGCGCGCCCGAGCAGUGCACCGUUUUCCCGGUUCCCAGCGCAGCCAGACACCGGGACCAUGGGCAAAAGGAAAACCAACAAGUUUGCCCGCCCGCAGUUUUCCCCAAUAGGGCAAACGAAUAACACCGGAGGGCUGGAGGAGGAGGUGGCUGCAGACGUUUUCUCGCCAGCCGGGGAAUUGCUUGAGAAAUUACAGAGUGUGUCACCUGAUGUUCGAGAAUUUGCAUGUGCAAGUAUUUCAAAACUUGUCCAGGAGAAAAAGGUGAUCCCUUCAUUUCUGCAGAAAGAUGCCAUUAGGUGUUUGGGCCCUAUGCUGCUUGAUCCAAGUGUUGCUGUCAGGGAGACAGCUGCUGGUGCACUCAGAAAUCUUAGCGCUUGUGGAGGAUAUGAUGUUUGUGAUGAGAUGGUGAAGCAAGAUGUUUUGACCCCCCUUACUGCACUGUUGCGGGAGUGCUGUACGGGUUUAGAUACCAACAUGGCCAAUCCUCAAAAAAACCAAGUUUCUGAUAAAAAUUAUAUCGAGGACGUAUCCAAUGAGGCUAUCCAUCUUCUCUGGAAUUUGUGUGAAAGCAGCAGCAGGGCGGUGUCUGUUUUCAACAAAGAAGGUUUAUUGGAUAUCUGUAUUCUGUGCCUGAGACGGUUCAAUGACAAUAUUGAAUUGGCAAUUUCCGCCGCUUAUUGUUUACAGACAGUCACUGAAGACAAUACCGAGCUUUUGGCGUCCUUAGUUCCCCUGGCCCUCCAAGUGUUGGAAGUGGUGCUUCUAUCCUCAGAAGAUAUCACAGAACAUCUGCUCCUGAGGACCCUCGUAGCAGGUACGGUAUGGAAUGUGAAGAGCAUUGUCCCUUCCAGCAGUCAAGCAGACACUAUAAAUGCUGUUAUAAGGAUUCUUGCAGAAACCUUGGAGAAGAAUGCCAGCCAGAUAAUUCUAACACUCAGGCAGGCUGCAUGUGGAAUCCCAAAGGCUGAGGCAGAGACUGAAAUGGAGGAGGAAAUGAUUGAUACAAAUGAGAAUGUUACUCCCAAACUGGAGGAUGGGACAGGAAAAAUACCUCAUCAAAGUCAAGCAGAAAAUGUGACAAGUGAAGACAUUUCAGAUUUCCUACCAACCCGGAGUGAGGAGUUGAGGCAUGCCACUGCUCUGCUUGCUGCUCAACAGAAUGCCUUGGAGAUCAUUGUCAACAUGUGUUGCUCUGAAGAUCCUUCAGAUGAUGAAUGGGAGGAGAUGUCAAGCAGUGAUGAAAGUGAUAAUUGUAUGACUGAAGGGUCCGGGACACUUUUCUCUCCUCUCUGCUUGUCUGCAGAGGUUCACUCUGCACUCAUUAACUACCUUAUUCCAAAAAAGGUUUUGGAGAAGACAGAAUUCACAGACAGUGUAACAGUAGAUGCAUGUAUGGAAAGUCCUUCAUGGCGACAUUUGAUUGAAAAAAUGAAGCGAAUACAAUGCAGAGCACUGACCUGCCUGCAUAAUCUUUUAUCAGUAUUGGAUGUGGAGGGGCUUGGUGGACCAGAUGCACUUUAUUCUCUUUCACAGCAUCUUGGAAAGCUUGUUUUCUCUCAGUCAGAGGUCCCAAAGGACUCGGAGUUCUUAGAGGCUGUGACAAGUGCUAUAAGGUCAUUGAUGCAGAUCAUGUCUUCCCAUAAUCUUCCUCAACAAUGUAUGAGUGCAGAGCAGCUAAUGAUAUUAUGUGAAGCAGGAGCCCAGUGCGAAAACACCAGUGCUCGAGUCAAUGUGGUUGCCAUGAUGGGAAUUAGUGGUAACGUAAUUGCCAAAGAGGAUAACACAGCUGAAACUCUCAAGAUGAUGGGUAAUUUUUUGCUCCAAGUAGUCACCAAGGAUUCUUCACUCGUAGUCGUAGGUGAAGCCCUGGAUGCCAUCAUUGAUGUCUUUGCUGAUGGAAAAGAGGCGGACAAGGCAGCAGAUGAGAUGAAGCUGGUCCAUACCCUGAAGUCCUUCCAACCAGUUUUCAAAUUGAGGAUCCAAAAGGAAGGAAAAGGUAACCUCACCGUAGAUCAACGAUUGGUCCUUGACAACGUGAAGAUUAAUCUACGGCGAUUUAUUGCCUACCGUGAAGCUUUAAUGAAAAAAUAAGCAGAGAUCCAUGGAGGCUGGUUUGAAGUUGAGCCAAAAUUUGUAUUUUCACUUGAACUUGUUCCAACAUUCAAUUGUAAAAUGGCUGAUAUUUAGUAAUCAGUGUAUAAAAACUGGAUUUGUGCAUUAAAUAUUUUUAUUAAAGUUUCAGUAUACUUUUAAAAAGCUUUUAAUUUAGUAAUAUUGAUAGUUCAUUUCAUAACUACUUAGAAAAGCAAACCAGUUUUUAAUUUUCUUAUGUUGGUCAAAUUAAAAACUCUUUUCGAAAACAUAACUAAACCACCUUGU